AGGGAAGUGCCACGGUGUCCAACAGAGGCGAACGUUACAGUAGUUUGUGUGGUUAUAGUGGUUGUGAGAUAUCAAGCCAGAGUCCACUGUGCAUUUUACUGUUUGCAUUUAUUUUCCUUCAGGUGUUAUUAUAUGAAAACUCCAAUCUGGAUCGCAGCGGUAACAACAGGAAGAAGAUAGAGGAAUUCUCUAGGUCUUCUCGUGACAAACUGGUCCAGUCGAAGAACAAAAUGUUCUCCAAAUUUACAUCGAUUCUACAGCACGCAGUCGAGGCGGUGAGUUUUUCAUUGAUGUGGAAGAUGUCAAACCGCUGGAAGAAAGGUUCAAUCGAGGUCGGAGACAAUUGGGCCCAACUGGACGUUCUAUUGAAGUUAACCACAUAACUGUUAGCGUAUGCUAGUUAGCUUUGCCAGAUGUGAGCCUAGGUGCUGCUGACGCUAACAACAGAGGUGUACAACAACACAAGUUUCGCUCUGGUUUUAGGGCUUGUUUCACUUCAUAUAAACCAAUGUGAUUUAAAUAAUUAGCUAAAGCUGUUAGCUACAUUGCCCUGAUUGUGGCUGGGCUAGCUAACGUUAUCUAGCUAGCAAGCUAAUGUUUACGUCUCGGCAAAUCUGUUUUUAUUUUAUUUAAAGAUGAGCUUGAAAUGGGCGCAUGGUCUAAUUGAGUCAACAACCCAGAAAACAAAUCUAAGUUUAGCUUUCCUAACGAACUAAGUUAACCCUAAGGCCGGCAGAUCAAUUAUUUGUGUAUGUUUGUCAAAGCUGGUUAACUCAUUGAAACUGCUUUGUAUACCCCUCUGCCUCUGACCUUUUAACGUUACCAUAUGGGUUUCCUGUCAAGCAAGAAAGACAAAUUAAUUGUGAUGUACAUGCUAGUUAGUCGGCUACUCAACGUUUGUUGCUGUCAAACGUUAGCAAGGGUUCCAUCUCUGGUGGAUUUCUCAACACCCUUGUUGAUAAGAUGUGACUUGUCGACAUUGCGCAAACGAGUGACUGUACAAAAGCUAUUUAUACAGUUUAUAAGACACUACAUUUGGGGACUACAAGGAGUAGGCCUACAUGUCCUAUGUGCAGAGAGAGUGAAAAGAUCUGCUUGAGCAGAUUACAUGUUUGUGCAUCUUGCCUGGACAAGAGAGUCUGGUUGCUUUACACACAUACUGGCUGAAGGCCUGUAAUAAAGAUUGCUAAACUAAUUAAUCAGACACUGGACUAAUCCCAUCCUCAUAUCUCAAUAUUGUGUGAUAAACAUCGUUUUGAUUUCAUCUCUCUUUCCGUUUCAGCUUGCGCCUUCACUGCCCUUGCAGGAGGACUUUGUGUAUCACUGGAAAGCCAUCACACAUUAUUACAUAGAGACAUCAGGUAAGACCAAAUCAACAGCACUUAAUAGACAUCAAGUAUGAGUUUCAAAUCACUGUAAACAGACAUGGAGUAUAGAUAUGUUAUCAAUGAUGUAUUACCUGUAAUGACAAUAUGCAUCGAAAGCAAUGUUUGUUUGUUUCGUCUGUGUCAGAUGACAAAGCCCCCGUGACAGACACCAACAUCCCGUCCCAUCUGGAGCAGAUGCUGGACAUCCUGACGCAGGAGGAGUCAGAGAGGGAGUCUGGAGAGACUGGGCCCUGCAUGGAGUACCUGCUGCACCACAAGAUCCUAGAGACCCUCUUCACCCUGGGCAAGGCCGAUGUAAGGGGAACAAUGCCCUUUUCACACUAUCAUGCCGACUCAAACCACACUGGACUGGCUCUGACAGUUUCUUUUCACAUUGUCCUUUUCAGCAACUUUAGUGGAUGUAUACCCAGGCCAGCACAGUACAGCAAGACUUGGCUCAGUAGUGUGAAAAAAGUAAAAGACCUAACUGCACUCUGUUGGAUAGUUAGCCUAUACCAAACCAUGUUAGAAAGACCAGAUCAAGUAUGAAAAGUACCAUGAUGUUUCUUAAUCUUAAUCUAUUGGUGUUGUUUUGUUUCUAUCAGUGUCCUCCGGGAAUGAAGCAGCAGGUCCUGAGUUUCUACACCAAGCUGCUAGGACGCAUUCACCAGCCUCUUCUGCCCCACAUCAAUGUCCAUAGACCUGUACAGGUGAGAUCCAAGCUGUUUUACUUUGGUCGAUAUGGAUGGUUUUAACACGAUAUGGAUGGUUUUAACACAUGAAUGUGUUUUACUAUGUAGAUGUGUCAUUUGUACACUGUUUCAGUGUGAUGUAAUGUGUCUCCCUUGUUGUCUCCUCAGAAACUCAUCCGUCUGUGUGGAGAGAUCCUGGCUGCUCCCACGGAGAACGAGGAGAUCCAGUUCCUCUGCAUUGUCUGUGCCAAACUAAAGCAGGACCCCUACCUCGUUAACUUCUUCCUGGAGGUAAGUAUGAUGUCCAUAUGAUGCUACCAUAACAGAGACAGCAGGGUUGUGUUCAUUAGGCACCAAACGCUCUGAAAUAGAUUAAAAUAGAGAGGUACUAUCUGUACUUAUCCAAUAAAUAAAAAAAAGCCAAAUUUCGUUUUAUGUUUAUGCUCCAAUGAAAACGACCCAGGGCGUUUCAGUAAGGUGACUAGAGAGAAAGCUCAACUGAUGUCACACAGUUUGAAUCCUUCAAUGUUUAUUUUCUUGUAUCUCCUGGUUCACAGAAUAAAGUGAAGAGACCUGACCCAAAGAGUCCCGGUGCAGAGGGGGUUAGAGAGGACUUGGCUUCACCAGACACAGGUCAGCCCCAGGCAGAGGGACAGGCAGCUGAACCACCUGAGGAGCCCAAGGCUGCUGCUGCCCAGUCCAACAACUACAACAUAGUCACGUCUCUCCUCAACCUCACCAAGAGUCCGGUCAGUUCCUCCUCAUACCACAAAUCUGGGACCAGGUUACUCAUCCCACACUGAUGUUGGAUGUAGUCUGUUUUGAUUUGAGGUUGCAGUGGGAAUAGGCUUAGUGGUGUUUUUAAUGUAGCUUGAACUGUCUUUGUGUUGUUUGAGUAGCAUCUAUAUUCAUGCUUUCCCCUCUCUCUCUCUGUCUCUGUCUCUGUCUCUGUCUCUGUCUCUGUCUCUGUCUCUGUCUCUGUCUCUCUCUCUCUGUCUCUGUCUCUCAGGAUGGCAGGAUAGUGGUGAAGGCGUGCGAGGGCCUCAUGCUGCUGGUCAGUCUGCCCGAGCCGGCCGCUGCCAAGUGUCUGACGGAAAACACUGAGCUCUGUGAGCUCCUGACUGACAGACUGUCAGCCUUCUACAAGGCUCUCCCCACGUCCAUGGAUCCCCUGGACAUUGAGACAGUGGAGUCAGUCAACUGGGGGUGAGGCUUUGCUGUCCGCUCCUCAAGCUUCCUCUGCUUUGUCAGAGAGACAGUGCCUUCAGAAAGUAUGCAUACUCCUUGAAUUUUUCCAAAUUUUGUUGUGUUACAGCCUGAAUUUAAAAUUGAUUAUAUUUUGAUUUUGUUUCACUGGCCUACACACAAUACCCCAUAAUGGCAAUGUGGAAUUAUGUUUUUAGAAAGGUUUACAAAUUAAUUAAAAAUUAAAAGCCGAAAAGUAUUGAGUCAGAGUAUUCACCCCCUUUGUUAUGGCAUGUAUAAUUAAGUUUAGGAGUAGAAAUGUGCUUAACAAGUCACAUAAUAAGUUGCAUGGACUCACUCUGUGUGCAAUAAUAGUGUUUAACAUUAAUUUUGAAUGACUACCUCAUUUAGGUACCACACACACAAUUAUCUGUAAGGUCCCCCAGUUGAUCAGUGAAUUUCAAACACCGAUUCAACCACAAAGACCAGGGAGGUUAUUCAAUGGCUUGCAAAGAAGGGCACCUAUUGGGAAAAUGGUACAAAUAAAAAAAGCUGACAUUUAUUAUCCCUUUGAGCACGGUGAAGUUAUUAAUUCCACUUUGGAUGGUGUAUCAAUACACCCAGUCACUACAAAGAUACAGGCGUCCUUCCUAACUCAGUUGCCGGAAAGGAAGGAAACCGCUCAGGGAUUUCACCAUGAGGCCAAUGGUGACUUUAAAACAGUUACAAAGUUUAAUGGCUGUGAUAGAACUGAGGAUGAAUCAACUAUAUUGUAGUUACUCCACAAUACUAACCUAAAUGAGAGUGAAAAGAAGGAAGCCUGUACAUAAUACAAAUAUUCCAAAACAAGCAUCCUGUUUGCAAUAAUGUCCUGAAUACAAAGUGUUAUGUUUGGGGCAAACACAACACAUCACUGAGUACCACCUGGUUGUCUGCUUUCCAACAGACACUAGAAUACAUUUACCUUUCAACAGAACAAUAACUUAAAACAGAAGGCCAAAUAUACACUGGAGUUGCUUACCAAGAUUACAUUUAAUGUUCCUGAGUGGCCAAGUUGCAGUUUUAACUUAAAUCGGUUUGAAAAUCUAUGGCAAGACUUCAAAAUGGCUUUCUAGCAAUGAUCAACAACCAACUUGAUAGAGCUUGAAUAAUUUUUUAAAGAAUAAUGUGCACCUGUUGUAUUCGGCGCAUGUGACCAAUAAAAUUUGAUUUGAAAUAUCGUACAAUCCAAGUGUGCAAAGCUCUUAGAGACUUACUCAGAAAGACUCACAGGUGUAAUCGCUGCCAAAGGUGAUUCUAACAUGUAUUGACUCAGGGGUGUGAAUACUUAUGUUAAUGAGAUAUUUCUGUAUUUAAUUUUCAAUAAAUUAGCAAAAAUGUCUAAAAACAGGUUUUCUCUGUCAUUAUGGGGCAUUGUGUGUAGAUGGUUGAUGGGAAAAAUCGAUGUAAUCUAUUUUGAAUUCAGGCUGUAACACAACAAAAUGUGGAAUAGGUCAAGGGAUAUGUAUGAAAAAUGUAUGCACUCACUAACUGUAAGUCACUCUGGAUAAGAGCGUCUGCUAAAAAUGGCAAUAAAAAAAUAUGAAUACUUUUUUGAAGGCACUGUAAUGCUACAUAUAUUUUGUGUCCCUAUAUAUAUAUUGUUUAACCUUUAUUUAACUAGGUAAGCCAGUUGAGAACAAGUUCUCAUUUACAACUGCGACCUGGCUAAGAUAAAGCAAAGCAGUGCUAUAAAAACAACAACACAGUUACAUAUGGGGUAAACAAAACAUACAGUCAAUAACACAAUAGAAAAUCUAUAUACUGUGUGUGCGAAUGUAGUAAAUUAUGGAGGGAAGGCAAUAAAUAGGCCAUAGUGCAAAAUAGUUACAAUUUCAUAUUAACACUGGAAUGAUAGAUGUGCAAAAGAUGAUGUGCAAAUAGAGAUACUGGGGUGCAAAUUAGCAAAAUAAAUAACAAUAUGGGAAUGAGGUAGUUGGAUGGGCUAAUUUCAGAAUGGCUGUGUGCAGGUGCAGUGAUCGGUAAGCUGCUCUGACAACUGACGCUUAAAGUUAGUGAGGGAGAUACAGUGGGGAGAACAAGUAUUUGAUACACUGCCGAUUUUGCAGGUUUUCCUACUUACAAAGCAUGUAGAGGUCUGUCAUUUUUAUCAUAGGUACACUUCAACUGUGAGAGACGGAAUCUAAAACAAAAAUCCUGAAAAUCACAUUUGUAUGAUUUUUAAGUAAUUAAUUUGCAUUUUAUUGCAUGGCAUAAGUAUUUGAUACAUCAGAAAAGCAGAACUUAAUAUUUGGUACAGAAACCUUUAUUUGCAAUUACAGAGAUCAUACGUUUCCUGUAGGUCUUGACCAGGUUUGCACACACUGCAGCAGGGAUUUUGGCCCACUCCUCCAUACAGACCUUCUCCAGAUCCUUCAGGUUUCGGGGCUGUCGCUGGGCAAUACGGACUUUCAGCUCCCUCCAAAGAUGUUCUAUUGGGUUCAGGUCUGGAGACUGGCUAGGCCACUCCAGGACCUUGAGAUGCUUCUUACGGAGCCACUCCUUAGUUGCCCUGGCUGUGUGUUUCGGGUCGUUGUCAUGCUGGAAGAACCAGCCACGACCCAUCUUCAAUGCUCUUACUGAGGGAAGGAGGUGGUUGGCCAAGAUCUCGCGAUACAUGGCCCCAUCCAUCCUCCCCUCAAUAUGGUGCAGUCGUCCUGUCCCCUUUGCAGAAAAGCAUCCCCAAAGAAUGAUGUUUCCACCUCCAUGCUUCACGGUUGGGAUAGUGUUCUUGGGGUUGUACUCAUCCUUCUUCUUCCUCCAAACACGGCGAGUGGAGUUUAGACCAAAAAGCUCAAUUUUUGUCUCAUCAGACCACAUUACCUUCUCCCAUUCCUCCUCUGGAUCAUCCAGAAUGUCAUUGGCAAACUUUAGACGGGCCUGGACAUGCGCUGGCUUGAGCAGGGGGACCUUGCGUGCGCUGCAGGAUUUUAAUCCAUGACGGCGUAGUGUGUUACUAAUGGUUUUCUUUGAGACUGUGGUCCCAGCUCUCUUCAGGUCAUUAACCGGGUCCUGCCGUGUAGUUCUGGUCUGAUCCCUCACCUUCCUCAUGAUCAUUGAUGCCCCACGAGGUGAGAUCUUGCAUGGAGCCCCAGACCGAGGUUGAUUGACCGUCAUCUUGAACUUCUUCCAUUUUCUAAUAAUUGCGCCAACAGUUGUUGCCUUCUCAGCAAGCUGUUUGCCUAUUGUCCUGUAGCCCAUCCCACUUACUGGUUGGUAGGUGAUCAAAUACUUAUGUCAUGCAAUAAAAUGCAAAUGAAUUACUUAAAAAUCAUACAAUGUGUUUUUCUGGAUUCCGUCUCUCACAGUUGAAGUGUACCUAUGAUAAAAAUUACAGACCUCUACAUGCUUUGUAAGUAGGAAAACCUGCAAAAUCGGCAGUGUAUCAAAUACUUGUUCUCCCCACUGUAAGAGUCUCCAGCUUCAGAGAUUUUUGCAGUUCGUUCCAGUCAUUGGCAGCAGAGAACUGGAAGGAAUGGCGGCUAAAGGAGGUGUUGGCUUUGGGGAUGACCAGUGAGAUAUACCUGCUGGAGCGCAGACUACGAGUGGGUGUUGCUAUGGUGACCAGUGGGCUAAGAUAAGACAGGGAUUUACCUAGCAGUGAUUUAUAGAUGACCUGGAACCAGUGGAUUUGGCGACGAAUAUGUAGUGAGGGCCAGCCAACAAGAGCGUACAGGUCACAAUGGUGGGUAGUAUAUGGGGCUUUGGUGACAAAACGGAUGGCACUGUGAUAGACUACAUCCAAUUUGCUGAGUAGAGUGUUGGAGGCUAUUUUGUAAAUGACAUCGCCGAAGUCAAGGAUCGGUAGGAUAGUCCGUUUUACGAGGGCAUGUUUGGCAGUAUGAGUGAAGGAGGCUUUGUUGCGAAAUAGGAAGCCGAUUCUAGAUUUAACUUUUGAUUGGAGAUGCUUAAUGUGAGUCUGGAAGGAGAGUUUACAGUCUAACCAGACACCUAGGUAUUUGUAGUUGUCCACAUACUCUAGGUCAGACCCGCCGAGAGUAGUGAUUCUAGUCAGGUGGGCGGGUGCAAGCAGCGUUCGGUUGAAGAGCAUGCAUUUAGUUUUACUAGUGUUUAAGAGCAGUUGGAGGCUACGGAGGGAGUGUUGUAUGGCAUUGAAGCUCGUUUGGAGGUUUGUUAACACAGUGUCCAAUGAAGGGCCAGAUGUAUACAAAAUGGUGUCGUCCGCAUAGAGGUGGAUCCGAGCGUCACCAGCAGCAAGAGACAUCAUUGAUAUACACAGAGAAUAGAGUCGGCCCGAGAAUUGAACCCUGUGGCACCCCCAUAGAGACUGCCAGAGGUCCAGACAACAGGCCAUCCGAUUUGACACAUUGAACUCUAUCUGAGAAGUAGUUGGUGAACCAGGCGAGGCAGUCAUUUGAGAAACCAAGGCUAUUUAGUCUGCCAAUAAGAAGAAUGCGGUGGUUGACAGAGUCGAAAGCCUUGGCCAAGUCGAUGAAGACGGCUGCGCAGUACUGUCUUUUAUCGAUCGCGGUUAUAAUAUCGUUUAGGAUCUUGAGCGUGGCUGAGGUGCACCCAAGGGGUGGGGGGGCAAGUUGCAGCGGAGGGUGCAGAGCUGGUGGCCGGGGUAGUGGAAGCCAGGUGGAAAGCAUGGCCAGCCGUAGCAAAAUGCUUGUUGAAAUUCUCGAUUAUUGUAGAUUUAUCGGUGAUGACAGUGUUUCCUAGCCUCAGUGCAGUGGGCAGUUGGGAGGAGGUGCUCUUAUUCUCCAUGGACUUUAGUGUCCCAAAACUUUUUGGAGUUAGUGCUACAGGAUGCAAAUUUCUGUUUGAAAAAGCUAGCCUUUGCUUUCCUAACUGAUUGUGUAUAUUGGUUCCUGACUUCCCUGAAAAGUUGCAUAUCGCGGGGGCUGUUCGAUGCUAAUGCAGUACGCCACAGGAUGUUUUUGUGCUGGUCAAGGGUAGUCAAGUCUGAGGAGAACCAGGGGCUAUAUCUGUUCUUAGUUUUGAAUUUUUUGAUUGAGAGGAAAGCACUUUUAAAGAACAACCAGGCAUCCUCUACUGAAGGAAUGAGGUCAAUAUCCAUCCAGGAUACCCGAGCCAGGUCAAUUAGAAAGGCUUGCUCGCUAAAGUGUUUUAGGGAGCGUUUGACAGUGAUGAGGGGUGGUCGUUUGACCGCGGACCCAUUACGGACGCAGGCAAUAAGGCAGUGAUCGCUGAGAUCCUGGUUGAAGACAGCGGAGGUGUAUUUAGAGGGUAAAUUUGUCAGGAUGGUAUCUAUGAGGGUGCCCAUGUUUACAGAUUUAGGGUUGUACCUGGUAGGUUCGUUGAUAAUUUGUGUGAGAUUGAGGGCAUCUACUUUAGAUUGUAGGUUGGCCGGGGUGUUAAGCAUAUCCCAGUUUAGGUCACCAAGCAGUACGAACUCUGAGGAUAGAUGGGGGGCAAUCAGUUCACCAUAUGGUGUCCAGGGCACAGCUCGGGGCUGAGGGGGGUCUGUAGCAAGCGGCAACAGUCAGAGACUUAUUUCUGGAAAGGUGGAUUUUUAGAAAUAGAAGCUCAAACUGUUUGGGCACAGACCUGGAUAGUAUGAUAGAGCUCUGCAGGCUAUCUCUACAGUAGAUUGCAACCCCACCCCCUUUGGCAGUUCUAUCGAGACGGAAAAUGUUGUAGUUGGGGAUGGACAUUUCUGAAUUUUUGGUGGCCUUCCUAAGCCAGGAUUCAGACACUGCUAGAACAUCAGGGUUGGCGGAGUGUGCUAACGCAGUUAAUAACUCAAACUUAGGGAGGAGGCUUCUGAUGUUAACGUGCAAGAAACCCAGGCUUUUACGGUUACAGAAGUCAACAAAUGAUAAUGCCUGGGGAGUAGGAGUGAUACUGGGGGCUACAGGGCCUGGGUUAACCUCUACAUCACCAGAGGAACAGAGGAGGAGUAGAAUAAGGAUACGGCUAAAUGCUUUAAGAACUGGUCUUCUAGUGCGUUGGGUACAGAGAAAAAAAGGGGCAGAUUUACGGGCAUUGUAGAGUAGAUUCAGGACAUUAUGUACAGACAAGGAUAUGAGUACAGUGGAGGUAAACCUAAGCGUUGGGUAACGAUGAAAGAGAUAGCAUCACUGGCGGCACCGAUUGAGUUGGUCUCCGCGUGUAUGGGGGGUGGGACAAAGGAGCUGUCUAAGGCAGGUUGGGCAGGGCUGGGUGCUCUACAGUGAAAUAGUACAAUAAGAAAUAACCGAAACAGCAAUAAGCAAGGCAUAUUGACAAAUGGCACCCUAUUCCCUAUAUAGUGCACUACUUUUGACCAGGGCCCAUUUAAUCUCGGAAACCCAGAACUAAAAUCAUGUGUGAUUGCGUCAGAUGCUCCAUCAUGUUCUGGGGGAGAUGUAUGAGAAAAGAUACUAACCAGACUAGCGAAGUCUCAACCUCCUAAACGGAAACUCUCAACCAAAGCAUGGGCCAAAUAUCCCCUCCCGAAAUUCGAAACAUGCGAACAACUGCGAAAUCGUGAUUUGUCCAAAUGAUCAGUGACGAAUAAAUCAAAAAUGUCUCGUUAGUCUGGUGAUGGGCGCUACGAUGCCAGCCUAUGUUACGUGUGUCUGUCUAAGAGAGAUUAGGGCACAUAGACUACUUAUGGGCCCUGGUCAAAAGUAUUGCACUAUAUGGGUACGUUUGGGACACGUAUGCGGCAUACCCCCUCUCUAAAUUAGUAUCAGUGAAUGGUCUGCCAAGGGAAAAUUGUAGGGAUGUGCAUCUUUCUCUUUCAAGAUUAUUCGAUAUGUAUCUAGACACAUGGGCUCCGAUGCAAUACAGGAACGAUACGUUUUAGUUUGAAAUUAUUAGGUUUGAUUAGAGAAAGAAUCGAUGCGAUAAGAUUCUAUGCAGUAACAUUUGUUGCAUAAACAUUCAUUUUCCAUUCUACACUGAACAUAAAUAUAAACGCAAUAUGUAAAGUGUUGGUCCCAUGUUUCAUGAGCUGAAAUAAAAGAUCUCCGAAAUGUUCCAUGCACAAAAAAGGUUAUUUCUCUCAAAUGUUGUGUACAAAUCUGUUUAUAUCUCUGUUAGUGAGCAUUUCUCCUUUGCCAAGAUAAUCCAUCCACCUGACAGGUGUGGCAUAUCAAGAAGCUGAAUGAACAGCAUGCUCAUUACAUAGGUGUACCUUGUGUUGGAGACAAUGAAUGGCCACUCUAAAAUGUGCAGUUUUGUCACAAAACACAAUGCCACAGAUGUCUCAAGUUUUGAAGGUGCGUGCAAUUGGCAUGCUGACUGCAAGAAUGUCCACCAGAGCUCUUGUCAGAGAAUGUAUUGUUAAUUUCUCUACCAUAAGCCGUUUGAGAUUUUGGCAGUACGUCCUACCAGCCUCACAACCGCAGACCACAUGUAUGGCGUCGUGUGGGCGAGCAGUUUUCUGAUUUUGAAGUUGUGAAGUUGUGAAGAGUGCCCCAUGGUGGCGGUGGAGUUAUGGUAUGGGCAGGCAUACGCUACGGAAAACGAACACAAUUACAUUUUAUUGAUGGCAAUUUGAAUGCACAGAGACACCAUGAUGAAAUCCUGAGGCCUAUUGUCAUGCCAUUCACCACAUGUUUCAGCAUGAUAAUGCACGGCCCCAUGUUCCAAGGAUCUGUACACAAUUCCUGAAAGCUGAAAAUGUCCCAGCUCUUCCUUGGCCUACGUACUCACCAGACAUCACCCAUUGAGCAUGUUUGGGAUGCUCUGGAUCGACGUGUACGACAGCGUGUUCCAGUUCCCGCCAAUUUCCAGCAACUUCACACAACCAUUGAAGAGGAGUGAGACAACAUUCCACAUGCCACAAUCAACAGCCUGAUCCACUUUAUGCGAAGGAGACGUGUCACGCUGCAUGAGGCAAAUGACUGGUUUUCUGAUCCGCGCCCCUACGUUUUUUUAAGGUAUCUUUGACCAACAGAUACAUAUCUGUAUUCCCAGUCAUGUGAAAUCCAUAGGGCCUAAUUUAUUCAUUUCGAUUGACUGAUUUCCUUAUAUGAACUGUAACUCAGUAAAAUCUUUUAAAUUGUUGCAUGUUGCGUUUAUAUUUUUGUUCAGUAUAAAUUACAAUCUGCUGCUGAUUUAGCUCAUGAGCUGGGCCUCUCUGAGCUGACCUGUGUGUGUCUGUGUAAAAAAACAUUAGGAACACCUUCUAAUAUUGAGUUGCACCCACUUUUGCCCUCAGAACAUCCUCAAUUCGUCAGGGCAUGCUCUACAAGGUGUCGAAAGCGUUCCACAGGGAUGCUGGCCCAUGUUGAAUGCAAUGCUUCCCACAGUUGUCAAGUUGGCUGGAUGUCCUUUGGGUGGUGGACCAUUCUUGAUACACAAACUGUUAAGCGUGGAAAAACCCAGCAGCGUUGCAGUUCUUGACACACUCAAACCAGUGCACCUGGCACCUACUACCAUACCCCGUUCAAAGGCACUUAAAUCUUUUGACUUGAUUUCACCCCUAUCUCAAAAUCGAAUGGUUUUGACCGUUUCGAAGUUUUUUCAGAGCGAUCUUCUCCUUUCGCUUCGGCCAUGCAGUGCGCCUCGAAAUUAUCAACUUUACCCUAUUGUUUAAAGCAAAACUACCUAAACUAUUGCUGAUGGUGAACCUGGACAAUCCAAAUAAAGUAUAUUGUAAGCCCCAUUCAGCAGGUAUAGCCAGAUGAGAGUUGGCUCCUGUAGCUUACUUUUAUUCCGAUAAAACACAAUUUUCAACAGCACAUAGAUAACAAUAACCUAGCAAAUUACAUAGGUUGUCACUCAACUAAUAAAGCCUAAUAUCACGUAAGCCAGAUGUGCAAGAUCAGGAACAGGCCUCCAACCUCGCCUUGGUCAGCGCGCAAAACUGGGCACAGUGUGCAGUUUGACAAUGCUACUGAUAUUGCCUGGUGGUGUUUGUCACGUAUGCACAAUUAUUUGUAGAUCAAUGACUGUCAACGCAGUUACAUGCAGUUCAACACUGAAAGAGCGGACACAACAGUUGUCACAAAAUGACGUAUUUUAGGAAGGUACAAAGAAUGUAAUAUGAGCAAAACAAUUUAGUGAACCGCCGAUUCAAACGUUACGAGUCUGUUUUCUGACCAAUGGAUGCUACAUUUGGAUUGGUUUGGUUUAAAUCGGUUUGGGGUCCGCAGACCGAUGAAUGAUCAUUUGAAUCGGGAACUGAUGCGUAUCGGUGAAUCGUUACAUCCCUAGAAAAUUGGUUAAUCAAUUGAGUGUGAUGAUUUAUCAAUGCUAACCCUGUUUUAGUUGCACUGGACAUUUAACAAGCUACAUUAGACCCCAUCAAGCUAAAAGCCCCCCUGAGAGAAACCUAUGGCCAAACGCUGGCCUCAGUUCAAAAUAGAAACAUUACACGAUUCCUCAGUUAAAACACAACAAAUAUCUCUAUCCGAGUUAAGACAACUAUAGAAUGAAUAUACAUCUUGAUCAGUUAAGAAUCGGCAUCAGAAAAGUAUAGUACCUCAAUUGUCUCUGGUGUCCGUUACAGACUGGAUGUGUAUAACAUGAAGGAUGAUGCUGCCAUCUUCACUGGGAAGCGAGCGCUCAUCUCCUUCCUGUCUUGGCUCGAUUACUGUGACCAGCUCAUCAAAGAGGCUCAGAAGGUAACAACACUGACACACCAUUGACUGGGAAAUGCUUUAAAUAGAAGGCACAGUGACUUGUUAGAAUUUAAUUCAGCAAAAACAUAAGAUAAUACAAUUAGCUAUAUAUUCAAGUCUCACAAAGACUUAUAUUACGUACAUCUAUAGUUUUUAUAUCAAAGUGACUUUGUGAGUAAUUAGACAUUUCUUGGUCUUUUACCCUAAGACGGCUGCUGCAGUGUUGGCUAAAGCAGUGAGAGAGAGGUUCUUUGUGGCGGUCAUGGAGCCCCAGCUGAUGCAGACGUAAGUCCCUAUUCAGAAUCCUCAGGGGAACACUCAUAGGUUCCUCUCUUCGUUUGAAUGUGUAUGUAUGACUGCCCCUGACUAGAUCCAUUGACAAUGAAAGAUGAUAAUGCUGUGUCAGCGGAUGACGGUGUCCCUUCUGUCCCCUGUUUAGGUCAGAGGUGGGCGUCCUGACCUCCACGGCUUUGCUGAACAGGAUCAUCCGCCAGGUGACCUCGGAGGCCCUGCUGCAGGACAUGGUCUACUUCCUCCUGGGGGAGGAGAAAGGACCAGAGACGCUAGCCAGCACUGCCCAGAACCCCCUCCGACACAGACUCAUAGAGCACUGUGACCAUCUGUCAGAUGAGGUGACCACCCAUAUUCAUGCAUAAUACUCUGUUGGCUACACCUUGAUACACACUCUGCCUCUGGUGGUUGGGUUUGACAUGGGACAAAUAUAUUGUAUUUUUCCAAUGUGAUGCUGCGGAAGUAGUGAAGACUGUUUGGUCUCCUAGUCAAAGAAAUGCCCCAACGCGUUAUAUGUUAGCGUGAACACUGCUCCUUCAUGGAACUCCCUGUCAGCGAAGCCUUUCGUCCGGGCGCCUGCCAUCCUGUGCGCGCUCCCUCACCACAUUGGCAGAGAAACAACAGGCUGGGGGUUCGGCGGGGAAACUCGUUUAAACCUGGCUAAAAACAGUCUUAUGCCUAGUAGCAUAAUUAUAGUGAUAUUUUCCUAUGCACUGCAUUCUUUGCCUUCCUUUUAGACAGAAUAAAAAAAAAAAAAGGGUUGGGCGAAUAACUUGAAAAAUGUAAUCCAUAAGCCUACUAAUGCAUUCAUUAAUAAAUGUCAAACGUGCACAUAGUCAAUUUGAGAAACUGAAAGAAAAAAUACAUUUCAAUCUUGUAAUAAUUUAUAUUCUUUCAAUUUGCACAGGUAGGAAAGUGCCCAGACGACUGUGUGCUGAUUGACCAGUAGGCUAGGUGUGAAUGUUCUGAAGCUUAAUUCUAAUCAAUCAUGAAUAAAAUCUGAAACCCAUCAACACCUUAUGGGCCAUCAGCGGGACAAAACUCUUGCUGAGUCUAUGAAAUGGUGCGCUGUUAACGGCAGCACCGCUUUAUCAAAUGUUAAACUUGAUAUUUUAGGCUACGCCGUGAAAAAUAGUUUCCAUGGGCACACAAAUCCGAAAUGAUGUAUGCGAUUGAAAAAUGGAAUGCUUUUAACCGAAAGAGUCACCUAACAUGCAUGGUUCUUCAAUAUGCAUAGGCUAAUAGGCCUACUUGUUGGAUGCACAUUGGGUAUCCAGCUGUUUGGUCAGGCAUAGGGAUGUUGUCGACCAUCAGCUGAUCCAGGAAAUAUUUUUCUGAAUGACAGUCAAGUGACAAACAGCUGUUUACCCCUACAUUUAUGUUGAUUAUCUGCUAUUCUCAGCUUGAUUUACAGUAGGGUCUAGAAGAUUUCACAGACAAAGCAUCAAGUUAAUGAGUUAAUGUUUUCAUAUGUUUCUGUGCAUUACCUUGGAAACCGAGUCUAGGCUACUGUGCGAAUUGUGUAGGAUAACCUAGGCUGUUGCGCGAACACCCAACGGUAUUUUCCUUUCUGUUAUUCAGGAUAUUUAUUGACAUGUUUGGUGAAUUUGAAUGAUGUGAAUAAUGAUGAUGGUGAAAGCCCACUAACAGAUGGACUGCGAUCCCUUUAAUCAUAGAGGCUAUUUUUACUUUGUGUCUCUAAAAUCACGUUUCCAUUUUUAUUGUCAUGUGACAGUCUUGAUUUUCUUUUGAAAUGUCCAAAUAUCUGCCUUUUACCAGAUCUGAAUAUUUUCCCAUGAACUGUUUCUUUUCAUACAUUCGGUAGUCUAUGUUACAAAAUAUAAUAUUCUGCCCAUAUGAACAAAUGUAUUUUAGGCCAACUACAGCUACAUGAUUUAAUGAAAAGCAGCAAACAGACACAAUAUUAUGGUGUAUGUCCACCACCCAAAGGACAUCCAGCCAACUUGACAAGAUCCUACAUCUGUACUGCACUUAGGCCUACUGGACGUCAAUGCCACAGCACUAACCCCAGUGUAAACGCAUGUCAGUGGAUGGGAAAGCAGUGUCACACGAAUAGACAUUACAGGAUGUAAACAUUUUCAUGAAUAAGUUAAGUGCGCUGUCCCCGUAUUUUGAUGGGUUACCAUGACAACUGGCCUCAGACAUUGUCUCAUCGUAAAGGAUAACAUAGCCUAAAUGCUUUGCCAUUAUAUUUCUGUCCUCAUAAAGACAUCAUUGGAGUAGAACCGUAACAAUCCACAAAGCCGUGGGAAGUAGGGGUGCUUAGGGUGCUGUAGCACCCAAAAAAUAAUAACAAGCUUUUAUAUUUGAAAAGAAUGGGCUACUGGGCCUUUUUAAUAAUCUUGUGUUAGCAGACCGAUAUAGCCGUCUGCAGCACAGGCAACAACUUUCUUCCACCCCCCCAGCCAACUUGACACAACUGUGGAAAGCAUUUGAGUCAACAUGGGCCAGCAUCCCUGUGGAAAUGCUUUCAACACCUUGUUUGGCAUGGCUUGAUCGUAUGGUGCGUGGAGGUUCAUAGGGGAAGAGUAGAUCUGACAGGUAGGCGGGUCCGAUGCCAUUUAUGGCUUUGUAGAUGAGGCAGAGAAUUUUAUAGUCAAUUAUUUGAGAAACAGGUAGCCAAUGGAGAUCAGCAAGGAUGGGGUGAUGUGGGCUGACUUUUUUAGUUUGUCAGAAUCCUUGCAGCACUGAUUUGGAUGAGCUGUAGUUUAGGAAUUGAAUUUGCAGGCAGGCCCCCAAGUAUUGCGUUCCCAUAAUCAAUUCUGGAGAAAAGUAGUGCAUGGAUUAGCUUUUCUGCUUCAUAUGUGGUGAGAGAGAGUCUUAGGCGGGAGAUGUUCUUCAGAUGAAAGAAUUACGUUUUACAGAUGUGACUAAUGUGGCCAUUGAAGGAGAGAGCAGGGUCGAAUUUCACACCCAAAUUAAUGACGACCGAGGAGAGGGGGAUGAUGUGGCCAUCUAUGACAGGGCAGAUGCUGCAGGAGUUGAUCUGCUGGGGGGUGCCUAUCAGCAUUGCUUCUGUCUUGCUGCUGUUGAGUUGUAGGAAGUUGUUUUGCAUCCAAGAUUUGACCUCUUCCAGACAGUUGGACAAUGUUAACAGAGCAGAUGUUGUCAGGCUUUGUUUUGAUGUACACCUGUGUGUCGUCUGCGUAGCAGUGGAAUUGGACACUGUUGUCUGAAGAUCUGGCCAAGUGGGAACGUGUAGAGUAGGAAGAGGAUAGGUCCUAACACUGACCCUUGUGGGACACCGCAAGGGUCUUGCCUCUCCGAGGGUGACGUACUUCUUGCGUUUAGAGAGGUAGGAGGUGAACCAGUUUAGGGCGGUCCCACAGAUGGCAGUGUGCUCUCUGAGGUGCUACAGUAGAAUGGUGUGAUCUACUGUGUCAAAAGCAGCACUGAGGUCCAGAAGAAUCAAGAUGGUGUGGGAUCCUGUAUCUGCAGCCAUGAGCAGGUCAUUUACAACCUUCACCAGGGCUGUCUCAGUACUGUGCAUGGGCCUGAAGCCAGACUCUAGAGCCUCAUAAAGAUGGUUAGCAUAAAGAUGAUUGUCAAGCAAAUAACUGCCGGUCUCACGGUAAUUGACCGAAUGAACAUAAACACAUUUAGCGUCUCCUGUCUUCCACACAAAGCCUACAAGCCACUGAUGCAGACAUUUUGAACAUUUUAAAAAGUCUAAUAAAUCCAUGUAAUAUAGCCUACACCAUCACAAUAAAUCCAUUAUUUAUUUUAGACAGGUCUAAAGAAGCAUGAUAUGAAGAAAAUGUAGUACAUUUCAGAACAGAAUAGCAUACUCUGAGUUGUCCUGAUGUUAGGCCCUGAUCUGGCUAUGCCAUAUGGCUGUGGGCUGCACUAGUUCAUUUAGCAGACAAGAUUUGCUUAGAAUUCUGUGGAAUUAUUUUAUAUUAUUUUAUAGUAUGAAGAAUACAGUUGAACAUAGCUUAAUGAAAUAUAAAAUAUAUUUUCUAUAAAACGAUUUGAAGGAGUGCGCGCAUGCGGCUAUUAUGUGUUGAGUGGUUAACAAAGAAACAGGUACUCCUAUAUGCUUAAUUUAGAGUUAUUUAUGUAACUUUAGUCGUGAUACAAAUGUUGGGCUAUAUGUUUUGAUUUUUAAUACAUUCUAAGGCUGCAUGAUGCGACUAAUGAUGAUUUGAAAAAAGUUGCAUGAAAGGCAUGAGCUCUGCUUUGUUUUUUUGCGCAGGCUGUACACACUUCAUCAGUCUCUCAUUCACAAUUUGACAAGCACUUGAUAAUGCCUUGAAUUUCCCGGCUGCAUCCCCUUUGUGUGGCCGUAAUGCCCCCUAAGAAAAUCCAUGCCUUUUGCGGCCAGUGGCCGUUGUGACCUUGGGCUGAAUAUAAUAAUUAUAAUUCCCUUCUCCCGGCUGCGUGCUGAAGCACCUCUUACUCACAUGGCUCUCCGUCACGUGAUCGGGUCUUUCUCACAGGCUACAAGUGAAGACAGACACAUCUGGGACGCAACUGCGCGCGUCCUUAUCCAAUUCCGAGGAGAAUAUUGAAGAUAUUGGAAGAACGGUCCAUAUUUACUUUUCGUCAGCCAACAAGAUGAGUAGGCUUAACGAACAGCAAAAGCACUAGUCUAUGUCAACUAUCUACUAUCCCCCAUAGUACUUAAGUUGACCUAUUCUGUUCUGUGCGAGAAAUAAAUAUUCCAAACAUAGUCUGGGACAGUUGUGGGAUGUGAUAGAGCCCAAAUUAAUACAACCACUAGCAUCAAAAAACCUAUUUUUAAGCAAUGAGCCUGAUGCAACAGAUGAGAACAUUUAGCUUAAAUUUUGAUACACUAUUAGGCUAUUUCUUCACAUUAUAAGCACAGCAAUGCGCACACGGCAGUAGGCUAUAAGUGCGAGUGUUCCAUUAGCACGAAAACACCAUUCUCAAAAGUGACCACAAAUGCGAUUAUGCAUGUAAUGCUUUUAUUAUAAAGGUGCGUUUUUAUGGUGAAAAUUAUCUUCCCCAAACAUGAAACUAUGUAUGCCAGUUAGGCUCUACACCCGUUGUAAAGCGGAUUAAUGUGCUUCAUUUUAAGAAGUUAUUUGGCCACUUUAGUUGUGAUACAAACCUUAUCAAAACAUAUAGGCCUAUGGGCUACACUACAUGAGGGGUGCGACUAUGAUUUGAAAAAGUCAACAAAACAAAGAAGCAUGCGCUGUUUCUUGCCUUAAGCUGGGCAUCAUUCACAAGUGAUAAUACAGUGCAUUCGGAAAGUAAUCAGGCCCCUUCACUUUUCCCACAUUUUGUUACUUUACAGCCUUAUUCUAAAAUGAAUUUUAAAAAAUCGUCAUCAAUCUACACACAAUACCCCAUAAUGACAAAGCGAAAAUUGUUUUUUUGACAUUUUUGCUAAUUUAUCAAUUUAAAAAAAAAAAAAACGUAUUUACAUAAGUAUUCAGACCCUUUGCUAUGACACUCGAAAUUGAGCUCAGGUGCAUCCUGUUUCCGUUGAUCAUCCUUGAGAUGUUUCUACAACUUGGAGUCCACCUGUGGUAAAUUCAAUUGAUUGGACAUGAUUUGGAAAGGCACACACCUAUUUAUAUAAGGUCCCACAGUUGACAGUGCAUGUCACAGCAAAACCAAGCCAUGAGGUCGAAGGAAUUGUCCGUAGAGCGCCGAAACAACAGGAUUCUGUCGAGGCACAGAUCUGGGGAAGGGUACAAAACAUUCCUGCAGCAUUGAAGGUCCCCAAGAACACAGUGUCCUCCAUCAUUCUUAAAUGGAAGAAGUUUGGAACCACCAAGACUCUUCCUAGAGCUGGCCGCCUGGCCAAACUGAGCAAUCGGGGGAGAAGGGCCUUGUAGAGGGAUGUGACCAAAAACCAGAUGGUCACUCUGGCAGAGCUCCAGAGUUCCUCUGUGGAAUUGGGAGAACCUUCCAGAAGGACAACCAUCUCUGCAGCACUCCACCAAUCAGGCCUUUAUGGUAGUGGCCAGACGGAAGCCACUCCUCAGUAAAAGGCACAUGACAGCCCGCUUGGAGUUUGCCAAAAGGCACCUAAAGGACUCUCAGACCAUGAGAAACAAUAUUCUCUGGUCUGAUGAAACCAAGAUUGAACUCUUUGGCCUGAAUGCCAAGCGUCACGUCUGGUGAAGCAUGGUGGUGGAAGCAGCAUCAUGCUGUGGGGAUGUUUUUCAGCGGCAGGGACUGGGAGACUAGUCAGGAUCGUGGGAAAGAUUAACGGAGCAAAGUACAGAGUGAUCCUUGAUGAAAACCUGAUCCAGAGCGCUCAGGACCUCAGACUGGGGUGAAGGUUCACCUUCCAACAGGACAACGACCCUAAGCACACAGCCAAGACAACGCAGGAGUGACUUCGGGACAAGUCUUUGAAUGUCCUUGAGUGGCCCAGCCAGAGCCCGGACCUGAACCCGAUCUAACAUCUGAAAAGACCUGAAAAUAGCUGUGCAGCGAAGCUCCCCAUCCAACCUGACAGAGCUUGAGAGGAUCUGCAGAGAAGAAUGGGAGAAACUCCCCAAAUACAGAUGUGCCAAGCUUGUAGCCCAGUGGGCUUGUAGCCCAGUGGCCGCUUGAGAGCUCUCAGGUAGAGCACGUUAUGACAUCUUGCCUGGGUUUGUUUACAAAAAAGUAAAACUGUCGCCCCGACAUAUAAACAAAUUACAUAACUGAGUCUUGCUUUAAACCGCUAAACUGACAACCAGAAGUGACCACUUGUCCUUUUUUAAAUUUGUGUCUCACAAACUCACUGUUAACUCAGUUCCUUCCUUUGUGCUCAUAGUCUCCAAACAUGUUUCCCACAGAUCAGCAUCAUGACCCUGCGUCUGUUUGAGCACCUGAUCCAGAAGCCCAACCAGCACAUCCUCCACAGUCUGGUGCUACGUAGCCUGGAGGAGAGGAACUACCUGGAGAACAAGCCCCAGGAGGAGAGGGAGCCCCUGGAGAACGGCCAGCCCCACGACUUCAUGUAAGGGAUCCCUCCGCCGAGUCUGUCCUGCAUGGGCUCUGGGGUUUUAACUAUCUAACUGCAUUCAGAAAUUUACAUUUAGUGGAAAUAAAAUGAAUAAAAAGUGUAUUCCCUCAUUAUGUGCCACAAUACACAAUACUUCACAGAUGGUGUGUCCAUAACUUGGAACCAUUAAUGAAAUGGCAAUGCACUACAACCACCACCAAAAAUGACUUGAGCUUAGCCAUCAUGGAAUGUGAACAUAUGAAAUUAAUUUGUAUGGUUCCUCAGUAUGUUUGGGCCUAGUCCCUCGUGACCGAUUAAGCAUUCUCUGGCCAGCGCGCAUGAUGUUAGAUUUUGUUCUGGGUGCUGAGUUUAGUUGGGGCAACUAAUGCAAAUUCCAUGGAAUAUCACUCCUUAGUGAAUUCUGCCCAUUAUUUCUUCUAUCUGUUCACAUUAUGACAAACACAUAACCCUAAUAAGAGAGAUUUCAUAUCUGUGUGAACCACUGUCUCUUUGAAUUAGAAAAUGCAUUAACCACGCCUAGUAUCCAAACAUUAGGUUGAAAUCCCUAACAAUAUGAAAGCAUAGUGUCAGAGACUCCUCCUUUUGAUGUAAAAUCACUAAGCUAAUUGUAACCAAUUACCUUAGUGAUGUAAAAUGUAAUGCAUUUUACAUUGAAUGUGCCAACUGAUGUUUUGUUAUGUCUUUCAGAGACCUUGAAGAGGACCCUCUGUUUGGCGACGUCAUCUCUCCAGAGAACAGGUUGUCCAGCCCUGAUUGGUUGAGCAACUCCCCAACACAUAAUCCCUACCACGCUAAGCCUGAUGGAAAGACAGAGGUCCACAAGAUUGUAAACAGGUACACAGUCUUUCCUAGGCAGCAUGUGUCUUAUCUUGUUACAUAUUGAAAACUAUUUUUAGCAAGUAAGAUACAUGCGUCAUAUAACCCUAUUCUGUUUUUAUUAUGUUUAUUUCAGUUUCCUGUGUUUGGUCCCUGAUGAAGCCAAAUCCUCGUCUCAUGUGGAGGGAACGGGUUAUGACACCUACCUAAGAGAUGCACACAAACAGGUGAGUUCUCCAGGUCUCUCUCAUGUUCCCUAGCUUCUAAUUCACUGAACUCAAUAGAAAUCUGGGUUGUGUUCAUUAGGGUACACCAUUGGAAACCGUUUUGCACGUGUUUCUUAUUGUUCUUAUAUAAGUUUAGAUAGUAUCUCCCUGUGUCACUCGGUUUUGGACUGUUUGCUUCUGAUUCAAGCCUACUGAAUACCACCCUGGAUCUCUGAUUUGUAACUAACACUGAAUGGAUGGCAUGUUGUCUACCCAAUGUCAUAACUCAACAUUAUCAUUGUCCUCAUCUUUUUUUAGUUCAGGGACUACUGUGGGAUCUGUCAGAGAUGGGACUGGCGCGGCACCCCCAAGGCCAUGGAGAAGUGUGACCUGGACAGUCCCUUCUUCGAGGGCCACUUCCUCAAAGUCCUCUUCGACAGGAUGGGCCGUAUUUUGGAUCAGGUGAGUUUGAAGUCAAGGAAAGAUCUCAGAUUUCCAGAAGACUCUCCAUUGAAAGUGCUUCUUAGUCCAAGAUUAGGCUUAAUCUGUGUCAGGAAAACCGACCCAGAAUGUUCAGACUGGGUAUCAAUUGGAUCAAAUUGGAUUAAACACUUAAAUCGGCUUUGUGAGUUUAGCGAUAUUGUGGUGUCUAGAUCCAGACGCAUCAUGGUGCACUGUCCCUUCUCUGUCCUCCAGCCUUAUGACGUGAACCUGCAGGUGACGUCAGUGCUGUCCAAGCUGUCCCUGUUACCCCACCCACACAUGCAUGAGUACCUGCUGGAUCCCUACAUCAACCUGGGCCCCGGCUGCAGGUCCCUCUUCUCCGUCAUCGUCAGGGUAUGUUGAGGAAUCAACAUGAGCAGAUACUCAGAUACCCUCUAUUGAUCUUUCAUGAACUGAUAUUGAAGUGAAGUAAGGGAGGAAGUAUUUUUGUUGAGUAGAGUAAAUCUUGAGUAUCAAUUUAGUUAGUGCAAUUAUGUUCUAGUCACGUUUAUGUAAAUAUAACAAUUUCCACAAUAACCAGGUUUCCAUCCAAGCAUUUCAUUGCGAGUAAAGUACAUGUCGGAUAAAACAUGUCUUGACAGGCCUGAUGGAAACAGAACAUUUUCCGGUAAACUUUCCAAAUGUCGACAAAACAAAAUAUGCUAGACAAAGUGGGAUCUUUCUGUGUCGGUAAAAUGAAUUAAUGCGAGAAAUGUCGGUUGAACCGCUUUUUUGCGCAAAUAUUGAUGUAAUAACCAUCAUAUCAAAGUCAACUUGGAGUCACGCGAUGACAUGUUGUGUGGUCCUCCCACUACGAGUUGGGAAAGCAUGCAGUUUAUUAUGCUACAAAUGAAAUAAGUUAUGAUGAACUUCACAGGGUGGUGAAAGUGCAAGGUGAUGAGCAAGAUGCUCCUUUCCAAUCAAUAUUGAGGGUCUUAUUCUGGUGACUUGACAAAUAAAAACGAUCUCGUCAUAAUAAUCUCAUCAUGUAGGUUAUACGUGCGCUCUAGCCAUACGCUCUAGCCAUACGCUCUAGCCAUUACUGUACCUGUGAGCUGUUGGCUACUAGAUAACGCACAUUUUUCUUUGUGAGAAAACCAUCAGUAGAGUUGAAAAUGCAAUGGAAACCCAUUUAACUUGUAUUUUGUAUUUGGCACGUGGGAAUUUAACCGCAAAAUGUAUUUUUAAGUGCACUACGUCCUCACGCACAGCCUUUUAUCUGCAUUUGAUGGAAACAUCUCUGGUGGGAAAAUGUGCAUAUUGUUUUUAUGCUGAUUUUUAGAAUAUUUGCAUGAAAAUCUCUUGCCAAUUGAAUGGAAACCCAGCUAUUGUCAGUAUUGAACCUGCUCUGAGCCUUUAUAAUGUAACACUGAUUUGCCCCUGUACAUUACACUCUGUCAGGUGGUUGGGGACCUCAUGUUGAGGAUUCAGCGCAUCCCAGACUUCACACCCAAACUCCUGCUGGUAAGAAAGAGACUGCUUGGCCUGGAACCAGAGGGUUUGAAGUAAGUACUCUGUGAAAGGUUUCUGUAGUUCACAAAACAUAGUAAGAUGUGUUGAAUUCAGGUAGCAAAGAUAUGUUUAAGUCAGGUAGCUACUAGCCAGAUGUAUUUAACUUGAAGUGGAUGUGUUAAGAUUUGACGCUAUGUCUCUCUAAUCUUCCUUGUGUAGCAUUGACCACAUAGGCACAUUUAGUUCAGGUAGCCAGAUGUAUUUGACUUGAAGUGGCGGCAGGUAGCUUAGUGGUUAAGAGCGUUGUGCCAGUAACCGAAAGGUCGCUGGAUCUAAUCCCCGAGCCGACUAGGUGAAAAUCUGUCGAUGUGCCCUUGAGCAAGGCACUUAACACUAAUUGCUCCUGUAAGUCGCUCUGGAUAAGAGCGUCUGCUAAAUGACCACAAAAAAAAUAAAAAGUGUAUGUGUUGAGGUUUGACAGUGUCACCAGGGAUUAUUCUGCCAUUUAAAUCUUUGGGUGGGCCACCUAAGCGGUUUUUUGGGCUGCCUAAGUCCAAACAGUGUAAAAAAAAAAACGUUGAACAAAAAUAAAACAUAUAGGCUGUCAUCAAGGCAAAGGGUGGCUAUUUGAAGAAUCUCAAAUAUAAAAUAUAUUUUGAUUUGUUUAACACUUUUUUGGUUACUACAUGAUUCCAUAGUUUUGAUAUCUUCACUAUUAUUCUACAAUGUAGAAAAUAGUUUUAAAAAAUAAAGAAAAACCCUGGAAUGAGUAGGUGUGUCCAAACUUUUGACUGGUACUGUAUGUGUAUAUAUAUAUAUAUAUAUAUACUGAGUGUACAAAACAUUAGGAAUGCCUUCCUAAUAUCGAGUUGCACCCCCUUUUGCCCUCAGAACAGCCUCAAUUCGUCGGGGCAUGGACUAAAAUGUGUCAAGCGUUCUACAGGGAUGCUGGCCCAUGUUAACUCCAAUGCUUCCCACAGUGGUGUCAUUUUGGCUGGAUGUCCUUUGGGUGGUGGACCGUUCUUGAUACACAUGGAAAACUGUUGAGCGUGAAAAACCUAGCAGCAUUGUUUUGUAUACUCAGUAUAUAGUGAGGUCUGAAAUUAUUGACACCCUUGAUCAAGAUGAGCAUUUAUAAAAUAAAUAAUUCAAAUACGGUGCUAUAUUGUAUGCACAUUGUUUGGGGGAAAUGAUAUUAUUUUAUACUAAUACAGUUGCUCAGAGAAAGAGGUGAUGUUUAACAAGUGAUAAAAAAUGUUCUCUCAAAGGUAGGCGUCAAAAUUAUUGACACUCCUAAAGAUCCUUAUAAUGAAAGUAGCCAGAAGUUGAGUAUUUGGUCCCAUAUUCCUAGCACGCAAUGACUACAUUAAGCAUGUGACUCUACAGACUUGUUGGAUGUAUUUGCAGUUCGUUUUGGUUGUGUUUCAGACACAGGAGGUUGGUGGAACCUUAAUUGGGGAGAACGGGCUUGUGGUUAUGGCAGGAAUGGUGUCAAAUACAUCAAAUACAUGGUUUCCAUGUGUUUGAUGCCAUUCCAUUCCUUCCAUUCCAGCCAUUAUUAUGAGCUGUCCUCCCCUCAGCAGCAUUCCCCCCCCCAAUAUAAAUGAAUGGUAAAUCAUGUAUUGUAAUUUUGGAGUCACUCUUAUUUGUAAAUAAUUAUAUAAUAUGUUUCUUAACACUUCUACAUUCAUGUUGAUGCUACCAUGAUUAUGGAUAAUCCUUAACGAAUCGCGAAUAAUGAUGAGUGAGAAAGUUACGGAGGGUCAAAGAUCAUACCCCCAAGACAUGCUAACCUUGUUAUUGGUAAUGGUGAGAGGUUAGCAUGUGUUGAGGGGUAUGAUUUUUGACCCUUUGUAACUUUAUCACUCAUCGUUAUUCGCGAUUCGUCCAGGAUUAUCCGUAAUCAUGAUACGGAAUGGUUUGUACUGUAUGUUUCCCCAAAACUUUAUUAUACGUUCUUGAACAGACUGAGUUACUUUUGCUCCACUUGGUGUGUGUGGCGGGGUGUGGCUUGAAGCAAUGAUUUACGUAUUUAAAGGGCAGCGGCAAUGCUGACAGCGUUCCCCAACCCAAAACCAACCCCUCCCCUUUCCUGUGUAGCGUUGACCACAUAAACACAUUUAGGCCUAGUUCGGGUAGCCAGAAGUAUUUGACUUGAAGGGGAUGUGUUAAAGUUUGACACAGUGUCUGUCUGGUCUUUCCUAUGUAGCAUCGACCACAUAACCCUGCUGGAGGGGGUGAUUGUACUGGAGGAGUUCUGCAAGGAGCUGGCUGCCAUUGCCUUUGUCAAAUUUCACGCGUCUGCCUCCACCUCCCCCUAACCCAACCUCCAAGGCAAGGCAGAUCAGGACUGGGGGGGGGGGUU
Molecule: messenger RNA, 25390 nt
Organism: Coregonus sp. 'balchen'
Lineage: Eukaryota; Metazoa; Chordata; Actinopteri; Salmoniformes; Salmonidae
Source: the annotation of a GenBank genome assembly